Messenger RNA from Hirundo rustica (Barn swallow), 999 nucleotides. RefSeq names its product Rac family small GTPase 2 (gene RAC2). Lineage: Eukaryota; Metazoa; Chordata; Aves; Passeriformes; Hirundinidae. Gene Ontology annotation, biological process: small GTPase-mediated signal transduction. Bases 163 to 741 code for a protein of 192 amino acids. The transcript is spliced from 7 exons. Gene Ontology annotation, molecular function: GTP binding; GTPase activity. The record is from RefSeq and is a predicted model, not a curated record.
GAGGGACCGCAGGGUGAUCGUCGACUGAAGUUCCCUCUUCCACUUCCUCCCUCCUUGCAACCUGCUGUUCUGAUACCCACAUUUGCCCAUCCCUCCCUGCUGUUUGCCUUGGCCUGACUUCCCUUUGCCUCGGGCAGUGUCCUCCGACACGGGUCUAGAGCCAUGCAAGCCAUCAAGUGUGUCGUGGUGGGAGACGGGGCUGUGGGAAAAACCUGUCUCCUAAUCAGCUAUACCACCAAUGCCUUCCCAGGAGAAUACAUCCCCACUGUGUUUGAUAACUAUUCUGCCAACGUGAUGGUUGACAGCAAGCCUGUAAAUCUGGGACUGUGGGAUACUGCAGGACAAGAGGAUUAUGACAGGCUGAGGCCACUCUCUUACCCACAGACGGAUGUCUUCCUGAUCUGCUUCUCCCUUGUCAGCCCGGCAUCUUACGAAAACGUCCGUGCUAAGUGGUUCCCUGAGGUGCGGCACCACUGCCCAAGCACUCCCAUCAUCCUUGUGGGCACAAAGCUGGAUCUCCGUGAUGACAAGGACACCAUUGAGAAGCUGAAGGAGAAGAAGCUAUCCCCCAUAACUUAUCCUCAGGGUCUUGCUCUGGCCAAGGAAAUAGACUCUGUGAAAUACCUCGAGUGCUCAGCUUUAACGCAGCGUGGCCUCAAGACGGUGUUUGACGAGGCCAUCCGAGCAGUCCUGUGCCCACAGCCCACCCGGACAAAGAAACGGGCAUGCAGCUUCCUCUAAGCAAAUCCCGGCCUCAUCCUGAUGCCAGGCGCUGCCCAGCACAUAGGAGUGAUGGCUCCAGCAACCCGGAGCUCAGCACCUUGGGACGGUUAUUGCUUUUUACUUUUGCCAGCUUGAAAGACUGCCGUGUGUCUGUAGCACUGGUUUGUUCACAGAACAUCCCCUCUCUCACCUCUCCUGACCACCUGCCUCUUCCCUUCCUUCCGGGCCCCUGAGGUUACGACGUGGUGUAUAAGACCCAAUAAAGAGACUGUACGU